UCUCUCUCUCUCUCUCUCUCUCUCUCUCUCUCUCUCUCUCUCUCUCUCUCUCUGAGGGAUCCCGAGGAGAGAAAACUGAACCAAUGAACCGUCUGGCGUGUUGCGCUCCCGAGAGAAACACAGGCUGGCUCCAUGGGACCGGCGCUACCUCGGACACCAUCGACAACGGCGCGCCGAGAGACGCGAAUCGAGUGUGAUCGCUCCGACCUGGAGAGACGCGGCGGAUCGAAUCUACGGUGAUCCCUCUUCAUACGUCGAGGAACGCGUCGAGAACCCGCCGAGGUUCGUCACUCCGGAUUCCCCACUCGGGAUUCGUCGGGACGCCGACGAUGACGGCGUGAGCGACGAGCGGGAGGGACAAGGCGGUGGAAUACACGUCGCCGGGAUCCGAAAAGGGAGGAUUUAGAAUACGGCCAAAGUGUGGAGUGUGGAUGUGGUGGAGGUGCGACGGAAGUGGUGGAAGAAGUUGGUGGUUUGUUAUUGUGGAAGUCACGAGCGAAAGUGCAAGCGAGGGUGUGCUGUGCCUCCUCACGUCUCGUGGUUGGUGCCGGUGGUUGUUGUUGACCGAGUACGAGUGUCCAAGUGACGGUGCGCCAUCCCCGUCGUCCACCGUCGUUGUUACCAUGGUUUCCACGUCCUUUGUGACUCUGGUGUUCCUCGUGUGUCUGCAAACGGUACUACUGUCGACUGUGAGCAACUGCGCGAAGACGAUCAGCAUGUACUGGAACACCACCAAUUCCAUAUUUCGAAUAGACAAUACAGAUCACAUAAUUGACGUAAAUAAGAACAACGCAGCGUUCGAGUACGAUCAAGUCAAUAUAAUAUGUCCUGUGUAUCCGCCGGACUCGUACGUCGAUGAUGAUGCUGAGAAGUACAUCAUUUAUAACGUGUCCAAGGAGGAGUACGAGACAUGUCGGAUAACGAACCCGAGUCCGCGGGUAAUAGCGGUAUGCGACAAGCCGCGCAAAACGAUGUACUUCACCAUCACCUUCAGGCCGUUCACGCCGCAACCCGGGGGCCUCGAGUUCCUCCCGGGCCACGAUUAUUACUUCAUCAGCACCUCGUCCAAGGAUGAUCUCCACAGGCGCAUCGGCGGACGGUGCACCAGCCACAACAUGAAGGUCGUCUUCAAGGUCUGCUGCGGCAACGAGGCCGAGACCUCCUCCUCGUCGGCGACAUCACGUAACAACUCCGUAGCCGUGACCAGCAGCACCGUGCCCAGCAGCAGCUCGACGAGCACCGCAGUUUUGGGCGGUGGAGCCGCCGGUCUGCCGCCCCCGCCGCUGCCGCCGAUCGUCUACAGGGGCGGAGAUCGAUUCUACCCGGGGGGCAGCAUUCAUCAUCAUCACGAUCAUCAUCAGCCGGGCACAGCGGCGCCGAGCCUGCCCCAUGUGCCCCCGCCGGCCAUCUACCCCGCGCAUCCGCAUCAGCCGCAGCCGCCGAUUCACAAUGUACCGCCGUCCUCGAUGACGCCGCCCAAGACCUCGACCGGUCAGAAGAAGAAGAACAAGGAGUAUUCGGAUCAUCCGAAUGAGGUAGUGAAGAACGAGGAGCUGACGUACAACGGUGCGAACUCGUAUGCUUAUACGCAAGUUCAGUACGCGCAAAGUCUGAUCCUGGCGACGGGCAGCCUGUUGAUGAGUGCGUUGCUGCAGCAGCUGCUGCGGUGAAGCGACAGCACCGGACACGUACGAGAAUGUCGUAUAUCCCAUGCGUCGAAACCCCUUCUUCUGUGAUUAUCCUACGUUUAAUUGAUUUCUUGAGAAGCGCGCGAGUCAAGCGCGUACCUCGGCCGUCCCUCGAUCGUAGUAAAGACACGCACGAUCUAUGGUCGUGCCGACUCGAGAGAUAGCAGAAAAGAAAGAAAAGACAGACAGAAGAGACGGACAGAGAAAGAGAGAGAGAGAGAAAGAGGAUGAAGAGCGAGAGAAGAAGAGACACAUCGAGAGAAGAGACAUGCACGACACACGAGCGGCAACGCCAUAUUAAACACAAUUAAAAAACUAGCGGGAUUCUACUGUGGAAUACCGUAGAAGGACGAAGAAGACAAGGAAGCCGAGGAUGGGAGAGAAAUAGGAGAGAAAACAGAAAAGAAAAGACGGAAAGAGAAGCGCUAUUACUAGACACUACUUAUAGUACACGCCCACUAUUAUCACUACUAUAAAUGGUAGUCGUAUUGGUUGUCCUUCUUAUCAUUACACUAACUGUAGGUAUUUAUUCGAAUAUGAGAGACAGAUGUGAGACGGGAGUCGUGGCAGCGUGCUAAGUAUCCUCGACCGAGAGCGAAAAGUGUACGCGAGAGAAGGACGUCUAUUAUAUGUUAGUAGCAAGGCCAUGUACGCGAGUAAUGUCAAAUCGCAUGUUUUUGAGCGUCAAACGAAUCCUUAAUUCGAGAGAAAACGUCACGUGAACUCGGCCAUCGACGACGAACGGUCCUUCGUUAAGGGGUCCUCGCUCGGGGCCGGCAAGGAAAAUAGUUUGUCCUGAGCGCGAUCAUACGAGCGUGCCGUGCCUCGAGAAAAGAGUACCUGAAAAUCCUUGAAUGCUUUCGGUUCGCGGCCAAGGCAGUAAUAAUCCGGGUCAAAUGAUCGCAACUCUAAUCGCGAGUGACUUCCGGAAACUUCAUAGAUAUCUGGAUUCGACGCGACGCGCCGUAAUUCCUCGAUAAUCGAUCGACCUUACCAGGAGGAACGAAAGAUCGAAGAAUUGGGAGAGAUCAUCUGAGAUUAAUUCCGUGUCUCUCGCGCGACAUUUAAAUUUGGACCGAUUGCCGCGGCCGCCCGGCCAAUCGCAGGACGCCGAGGACGAAGGAUCAUUCGAGUUCGCAUGCGAGAUCGUGAGUAGGAUAGUUAGCACGCGUGUAAAUAAAUUCCUAAUGAAUAUGUACAAGUGGCUCUUGUGGUCGCCUUGUAUGCCGAUGGGCAACAGGGAACCGGAGAGAUUUAAGAAAGAGUGCCGUAUUUCUAGGUAAAUCUUAUAAUAUGAGAUGAAAGAAAGAGAGAGAAAGAAAAAGAGUAUGAAUCAGAGAGAGAGAAAAUGUGCAUAUGUGUAUGAUGAUGUGAUUAUGAUGUGAGCACCGUGCUCAUCAAACAAGUUAACGCAAACCACGAACUUAUGUGAAUUUCACUACAAGUCUAAUUACAUCGUUGUCACGAGUCAACAUCGAGGAUAGUAUAUAGUAUCGUUGAUUCAAGCCGUUGAGUAAGGAAUAUAGCCUAGAAAAAGAGCGAGCGAAUAGAGAAUAUUGUGCGAGAGAGACUGAGUCGCUAAUCGAAUAAAAAGACAGAUUUGUAUAAUAGCUGUACCAUAUUGAGACUUCUAUCUAUAAAUCUGUAUUAUAUUUAUUAUCCGCUAUCAUUAUGCUAACGAAUAUUCAACACUCGAUAUUCUAUAUUUGCUAGUGAAAUAUCAAAUUUAAUAGCGAACAAAUUAACGUACUGCCGGCACCGGGGGUGAAGCGGUGAUCGCGGCACGAACGAGCCCCCGGGGCCAACCUCCCCUCUCCCCUCUUCUUCUUCUCCUCUCCCCCAUUGUUUAUUUCCUUCGUUCUUGAUUUGGUUCCGAGUAUUAUACACGAAUAAUGUUUCUAUUCAUUGUUUAAUCAAUUCGAUUAUGUUUCUGAUUUAUUGAUCUUUUUUUUUAUUAUUCUAUUUAUUAUUCAUUAUCAGAAAAAAGACUUGAGCGUGUACACGUUUCAUGCCACACACUCGCGAAUUCAUUUUUCGUGUGACGCACGCACGUACGCACGCGCAUGCGAUACGCAAAAGGCGAAAAACGAAGCAGUGAGUAAUUUUUCGUUCGUGUCCACAAAAAAAAUACAAUUGCCAGCGCGACUGCACUAACGAAUUAUUGUAAAUACGAAUUUACGCGGGAAAUGAGUAUCGUAGCGAGAGAAUGUACGAUUGUGUGAGAGAGAGAGAGAAAAAAAAGAUUCUUAUUCAGAAUCUUAAGUAGCAAAAUGCAGAAUCCUUAUGCGUUGAAUAUUACUUGACCAAUUUCAUUUUCAGACUUUGUCAUUCAUAGUUCAUCGUCCCCAUUCGCGUCUACGAUCGCGAGAGCAGCGAACAACCGCGAUCAGCCCAGAAUUGCGAAUAAACGGCGAAAGUUCAGCAGCGAAAUAUUGUAAGCCUGAACAUUAUGCGCCUCUGCCAUCCAUCAUUCGUUCGUAUUUUCACUUGUUUUGUUAUUGCAACAGCAAUUAGUGACGAGCGAGUUGAUCAACGCGAUCUUUCACGGUUCCAAUCAAUCGUCGAUUCGAAAGUCACAUGUAUCUUUUUAGAUAAGUUACGACGUUAAGUAAGACGCAUUUGCAGACAAUCAUCAUUGUAUCCGAAAUUUGUCAGGCUAAUGAUUUAUUAUUUACGUUGCGAAUAUUCAUCCCUGAUCUCUCCGGUUGAAAUGUGCGAGUAUUGGUCAUAAUCAUACUCAUCUUUAAUUGUACGUCUAUUGAUAGUAGAUAUAUGUUCAAUUGUUGCUUCGGUGAUUUUUUAGAGAUUCACUUAAAUAUUACGGAAUCUUGCAGAUACCGAGGAUACUCUCCAGUAUUUUUCAACCAGAGAGUCCAUUGUAGAUAUAUAUGUAACAUUUUACGGAACCUCGGACGCGCUCGCUUGUCGCACCGCAAUUGCAUUGUUGGGAAUUGUGAAAGUGUCGCGCCGACCGCGAGUCGAAUUUAUUUUAAGUAACGGCGAGGAAGAACGGGAAAUGUGCCGCUUGAUCGAUCGUUCGUACGCGAAGAGCGAAAAGGAUACGUGGUUUCACGUACACGCUAGGUACUCACUCGCGCGGACGAUAAGCGAAUACGUUAUAACGAUAAUAUAGACUCGAAUUAUUCGAUAUAGAAAAUAGACAAGGUCGCUCACUGCAAACUCAUUCCUUUUUUUUUUGUUUUUUAUUUCCCCUUUUUGUUUCUGUCAUUUAUCCAUCACGUCCACACCAUCGCACACUCCUAUGAUCCGUGCCGCAGACCGCGAGACGUGAGGCGUCCUGCUGCCGACGAGGGGAAAAAAAAAAAGUAUUUUUUUAACAGCAGAUAGAGAGAAUGCAUUUCCGGUGGGUUUGUUUGUUCAGAGAGACGUAUGUAAAUAAAUGUAACGUGCGUAUAUAUACGCGCGAAUUUGACCGUGGGAAUUUGACCGCGUAUUAACGAGCCAGAUCUAUAUUUCGGACCGCACCAUCCGCGGACUCGUCAAUGCGAUUUAAAUAAAGGAACAUGUAAAUAAACAUCCGAGGUAUGAUUAAAAAAAAAAGGGAAAAACAGGAUACGCUUCACGUCCAUCCCGAGGAGGUCUGAGUUCCCGUCUGCUAUUACGUUCGGUAAUGCCACUUCACUUACGUAAUCAUCCACUCGUGUGCGUGUACAAGAGAACAAGAAGAAGGAUGCCCGACGAGGAGCGUGCGUGCGUGCGUGCGCGCGCGCGCGAUGUCUCUCCCGCUCGAACGAGAGGCACGCUGCACGCGUUCUCACGCAUGAAAACAAAAAGAAAAAGGAAAAAAAAAGACUUGUUCCUCUCUUCUCGAGAUCGAGGGUAAAAUAUCCGCCGCAACACGGCCGCGCGGUUUGUAAUGAAUUAAUUAAUUAAUUAACGCGUUAAAAGGGCGAUAAAGCGAAUUUCGAAUAGACACGCGUCUCUGUAAAUAAACAAAUUAAAUGAUUAAAUAACGGUAAACACGAUGAAAUUUAUAUUAAAGUGCAUAGCGAAUAUGAGAUAGGUUUCUAAUAACGGUUUAUUAUAAAAAUAAGAAAAAAAUGUGAAUGUAUGUUGAUGUCUAAGAUUUUUAACGAGAUGGAGGACACAGAGUGGUUAAUUGUAAACUACGAUUACACUAUUCGUAACCGAAGUAACGCGAGUACUAAUUAAACAGGAAGGUUCGGAGGGCGGAGCAACACUUAGCGACAGAUCGUGAUUUCUCACGUUGCAUAUAUUAUUUUGUAACCGGAGCGUACAGGAUCCAUACCAUACACUCUCGACAUCACGGCUAGCAUACGCGGCAUCUUAUCGCGAGAUGACAAACUCGUUAAAGCCGUAAGACUCAAAAAUUUUGAUUAAUACUCCGUGUACUAAUUAAGGCGGAAAUGAUAAAAAAAUGACGGAAAACCGACGUGCGAAAUGAUAUUUUAUUUAACUUCCUUUCCAACGGUGAUCUCGAUACUUCGAUUCGCAAUCGUAAACUUCAUCAAUUUUGCUUCAACCCUGAUCACGUUGUCCGACGAGUUUUUAAUAACUACUCGUUUCUUCUUCUUUUUUUUUUUUGCGCGCAUGGACACUCUUUCUCAUUCGGACGAUUAUUUUGUCGAGUAUGGCGCGUCCCGUGAUUAAUGAAACGCGACGUAUGCGUCCGUGGUACAUCGGAAUAUUAAUUAAAAAUCUCGCCGGUGUCUACGAGCAGGGCUCGUUAACGAGCACGCUCGUCGUUUUCGUGCAGUGCUCGACUCGGCCGCCGCGUAUGGUAUCCUUGGAACGGGACCUUAUAGAUUGCGUGUGUUCACCAGUAUGCACAUUCAGUACCAGUCGUUCAUUACGAAGCAUUACAGAAUACAAUACAAAGUAGCGUAGCGUUCAUAACGGUAGUCCACUAUAGCGAAAUAGUAUUUAAACGAGCAGCCGCCGGUUGC
This is a messenger RNA of Pogonomyrmex barbatus (red harvester ant), 6616 nucleotides long. RefSeq names its product ephrin (gene Ephrin). Gene Ontology annotation, cellular component: plasma membrane. The record is from RefSeq and is a predicted model, not a curated record. Gene Ontology annotation, biological process: axon guidance; ephrin receptor signaling pathway. Gene Ontology annotation, molecular function: ephrin receptor binding. Lineage: Eukaryota; Metazoa; Arthropoda; Insecta; Hymenoptera; Formicidae.